Molecule: messenger RNA, 879 nt
Organism: Zychaea mexicana
Lineage: Eukaryota; Fungi; Mucoromycota; Mucoromycetes; Mucorales; Lichtheimiaceae
Product: peroxisomal membrane anchor protein conserved region-domain-containing protein
Exons: 4
Biological process (GO): protein import into peroxisome matrix, docking
Cellular component (GO): peroxisomal membrane; peroxisomal importomer complex
Molecular function (GO): signaling receptor binding
Source: RefSeq, a predicted model, not a curated record
AUGAGAGAAGAUCUUAUACAAUCGGCCGUAUCGUUCCUCACCGAUCCUAAAGUCCAAUCGGCGGAAUUGACAAAGAAAGUCUCCUUUUUGGAAUCCAAGGGCAUGACGUCCGAGGAGAUUGAGGAAGCCAUGUCUCGUGCUAACGGUAAAGCACCCAGUACUACUACAACAACUACUGUAGCCAGCACUGUCCCUCAAGCGGGUGCAGUAAGACAGUAUGCUCCAGCAGGCGCUGUAGCAGCACAACCCAUGGCAGGCCCACCUGUACCUGCUCGACCUUCGUAUGACUGGCGCGAUGUGUUUAUUGCCGCUGUUUUAGCCGGAGGUGCAACAUAUGGCCUGUGGACGUUGGCUAAGCGAGUGUUUGGUCCAUGGUUCAAGGUUCCCUCACAAGAUCAGCUGGAAAAGGAUAAGGAAGCACUGGACGCACAAUUCCAAGCCGUGGAAGAGUCACUGAAAGAUAUUAAGGAUCAAACCGAGGAGGCAUUGACCUCUGUCUCCACACAAUCGGAUAAGGUCAACGACUCGUUGAACAGUUUGGAAGCGGUGUUGGAAGACCUGAAGAAGGGCGACGAGGCACGCAAGACAGAAUUUAAUCAUAUGAUGGAUCGUAACAAAGAAGCACAAAACGCCGUGUUAGAAGAUUUGCAGAACGAAUUAAAAUCCCUUAAAUCGCUUAUCGUCAGUCGACGACCAGCAAUGCCUGAGCAGGCAUCAGGCGCCAAUAACACCAGCAACAGCCCUGUCGUUAACGGUCUGUCGCCAAGUUUGUCAGCAGCUUUAAAUGGCAAUAAUACCAGCAAGAGUGCCGGUAUUCCGGCUUGGCAGAUGGCCGCGACAAAGUCGGGUGACGCCCCUGCCACUUCUGCUGCCACUACC